AUGGGUCGGUCGGAAUUUUCGAAGCCAAAGUCUAGAAUGGUGGAACCUCCGCGUCCAAAAGACGCAAACUUUGUUGAAGAAAAGGCUCAAAUGUCAAGUUCACCUGCAAGGAAUUCUCCCAACAAGAAUGUUGCUGACGCAACUAUUGUCACUCGAAGAAGCUCCUUGCUUGGGACUCCAGGAGAAGAAGAAGAUGAUGAUGAUGAUGAAGAACUGUACAAGACUGCAAAUAUUGAAGUGAUCAAGAGAUCUGGUAAGAAAUGGAGAGUUGUUGAGUUGUUUGCUUUUGCUUGUAUCGUGGGGAUUUUGAUUGCAAGCUUGACUGUGAAUGAGUUGCAAAGGAGGUUGAUUUGGGGAUUGGAACUGUGGAAAUGGUGUGUAUUGGUUUUGGUUAUCCUCUGUGGUAGAUUGGUCACUGAGUGGUUUAUCAAUGUUUUGGUUUUCUUGAUUGAGAGGAACUUUUUAUUUAGGAAGAAGGUUUUGUAUUUUGUUUAUGGUGUGAAGAAGAGUGUUCAGGCCUUUAUAUGGUUAGGUUUGGUUCUUGUAACAUGGGGUCUGCUUUUCAACCAUGGAGUGAAGAGAACCGGAAAGGUUACUAGGAUUCUUAAUUACAUUACUAGGGCCCUUGCUUCUUGCCUUAUUGGAGCAGCUAUAUGGCUAGCCAAAACAUUGUUGAUAAAACUUUUAGCUUCAAAAUUUCAAUCUACUAGAUUUUUUGACAGGGUGCAACAAUCAAUCUUUCAUCAAUACAUUCUUAAGACUCUGUCAGGUCCUCCCAUGAUGGAGGUGGCUGAAAAUGUAGGUAGGACUUCAAAGAGUGGCCACCUCAGUUUUAAGACCAUGAACAAUGAGAAUGAACUGGAGAAAAAACCAGUCAUUGAUGUAGACAAGCUAAAGAAAAUGAAACAAGAGAAAGUUUCUGCCUGGACUAUGAAAGGGUUGAUUAAUGUGAUAAGAAGUUCUGGGUUGUCUACCAUCUCCUAUACACCAGAUGCAGAUGAGAGUGACCAGAAAAAUAAUGAAAUUACGAGUGAGUGGGAAGCAAAGGCAGCUGCAUAUAGAAUUUUUGAGAAUGUAGCCAAGCCCGGACACAAGUAUAUUGAGAAGGAUGACCUCUUGCGAUUCAUGAAAAUUGAAGAAGUGGAAAAUGUUCUUCCACUGUUUGAAGGGGCAGUUGAGACUGGAAGAAUUAAGAGGAAGUCUUUGAAGAACUGGCUGGUAAAAGUCUACCUUGAACGCCGAUCGCUCAUACAUUCGCUGAAUGACACCAACACAGCUGUGGAUGACUUGAAUAUGCUUGCUUCUCUGAUUGUCCUUAUUGUGAUGGUUAUUCUAUGGCUUCUUAUAAUGGGGUUCUUAACAACUGAAGUUCUUGUCUUUAUUUCUUCCCAGCUUUUACUUGUGGUUUUCAUGUUUGGCAACACAGCUAAGACUGUAUUUGAAGCUAUUAUAUUUGUUUUUGUGGUGCACCCAUUUGAUGUUGGUGAUCGUUGUGUCAUUGAUGGAGUUCAGAUGACUGUGGAAGAGAUGAGCAUUCUAACUACCGUCUUUUUGAGGUAUGACAAUGAAAAGAUUUUCUAUCCAAACUCAGUUCUUGCAACAAAGCCAAUCAGUAACUUCUACAGGAGUCCAGAAAUGAGUGAUCGUGUUGAAUUUGCUGUUGAUUUUUCUACUGCUAUUGAAAGUGUUGGAACUUUAAAGGCAAAGUUAAAAGCAUAUUUGGAGAGUAGACCCCAACACUGGCGUCCCAACCACAGUGUAUUGGUUACGGAUAUUGAGAAUGUAAAUAAGAUGAAAAUGGCUGUGUGUGUUACUCACACCAUAAAUUUUCAGAACUAUGGGGAUAAAAACAGCAGAAGAUCUGAAUUAGUCUUGGAGUUAAAGAAAAUUCUUGAAGACCUUAACAUUAAAUAUCAUCUGCUGCCACAAGAAGUUCAUCUCAGUUAUGUAAGGAAAGCUCCCACGUCAGACACUCGCAAAUAUGCCCAAAAUUUCCACCUCUCAUUCCACUUCUGCCUCCACCACCAUUUCUCUCAAACCACGUUAACAUAUAAUCAACAAUCUUCACAGAAACUUAACCAACAAGUAGCAGGGGAAGCAAGAAAGAAGUGCAGAAAAGACAUGGCUUCCACUUCUGCAGUUUCAAUGGCUAUGCCUGCAAUUUGUGCCAGCCACAAGAGGGUGGUGGUUCCUAGCUCUGAUGCAUUCUUCAAGCCACUGCCUCUACGGUCUUCAAAGGCAGUGACGGCAUCAAAUCCCAAUGGAAGGUUUCAAGUGAGAGCCUCCAUGAAGGAGAAAGUUGUGACAGGGCUCACAGCAGCUGCAUUGACGGCUUCAAUGAUGGUUCCUGAUGUGGCCGAGGCUGCUGUCACACCUUCUCUCAAGAACUUCUUGCUCAGCAUCAUCGCCGGCGGAGUGGUUGUUGCGGUCAUUGUUGGUGCUGUAAUUGGUGUUUCCAAUUUCGAUCCCGUCAAACGAAGCUGA
Messenger RNA from Sphenostylis stenocarpa, 2484 nucleotides. Lineage: Eukaryota; Viridiplantae; Streptophyta; Magnoliopsida; Fabales; Fabaceae. The record is from the annotation of a GenBank genome assembly.